Podarcis lilfordi (Lilford's wall lizard) is the source of this 11390-nucleotide messenger RNA. The record is from the annotation of a GenBank genome assembly. NCBI's taxonomy places the organism in Eukaryota, Metazoa, Chordata, Lepidosauria, Squamata, Lacertidae.
GCUCUAUCAGGAACACGAAAGGGCAUGUCGGUGGCUUGGCAGCAAGCCAGGAGACAGAGUCCGAUCCUGCCUGGGCCUGAACUCCAGGGAGGCAAAACAGCUGAGAUCAUUUCCGAGGCAGGUCUGGAGACGGGCAGGAGGACCGGAGAGAUCUUCUGCGGUGGGGGGCACAGCUGAACGAAGCCCCCGGAGCCUUCGCUGGGGACGGAUGAGACAGCUGGAGUGGGGAGGCAGGUGAGUUCACAGGCUGCAGCCUGUCAGGAGUCGACCGGAUGCUCAGCCUGAGUCCCCCAAGAUAACAAUUUGGUGUUGAGUCGUUUAGUCGUGUCCGCCUCUUCAUGACCCCAUGGACCAGAGCACGCCAGGCCCUCCUGUCUUCCACUGCCUCCCGCAGUUUGGUCAAACUCAUGCUGGUAGCUUUGAGAACACUAUCCAACCAUCUUGUCCUCUGUUGUCCCCUUCUCCUUGUGCCCUCUAUCUUUCCCAACAUCAGGGUCUUUUCCAGGGAGUCUUCUCUUCUCAUGAGGUGGCCAAAGUCUUGGCGCCUCAGCUUCAGGAUCUGUCCUUCCAGUGAGCACUCAGGGCUGAUUUCCUUAAGAAUGGAUACGUUUGAUCUUCUUGCAGUUCAUGGGACUCUCAAGAGUCUCCUCCAGCACCAGAAUUCAAAAGCAUCAAUUCUUCGGCGAUCAGCCUUCUUUGAUGGUCUUUAUGUAUGACAACAAUAGACCAUUUUCCACAUCUAUUUUUGGCCCUGGAAAUGUCUCAGGAUCCAGCUGGGCAGUGAGAGGCUCCUCUGCAGAGGCCCCUCCCUCAAAUGGAGGGGUUUCAUUUCAUUUGGCAGCUCAGGGCAACUCAGACUCCCCCUGGGUCCUGGGGGCUGCUUGAGAUGUGCCUGCUACUCAGGACAACCUGCGCUGCGCAGCCUGUGCUAUCAGAAUUUUAAGGUCCCAAAUAUAGAAUAAAUACUCAUAAAUGCACACAUGUCUAAAUACAUGAUCUGUUGUAAACAAAAUCUACCCUUUUCCCUUAUGGGGUAUUCAAGAGCCCAUAUAAAGUCCUUACGUAGGUUUCCUAUUGGUAGGAGAAAAUAACAGAGGUCAACCAGAGAAUAUUGAGAAGCAAAGCAGCUAGUAAGCCUGAUCUUUAUUGAUCUGUUGCAACAGGGUGCUCCCCUCACCUGCAGGAGAAGAGGAGGAACCCAGAACAAUGGCGCACAAGGCCUUAUAUAGACAUUUUAAAUUCCCUGCCCUGGAGCUCAAGACCACCCCUCCAUACAUCAUACAUACAUCACAGAAGGGGUGUAACCCAAGACCACCACCCACAAACAUCACACCUACAUUACAGAAGAGGUGGUCUACAACAGAAAUUUGAAUGUUGUUGUUUUUCCUGUCUGCCAGGUUAUCUGAUAAUGCCUUAUCUGAUUGCCUUUCCUGGUAGUCUGUCACCCUUUGAGAUUGUGAUUUCCCAAUUCCUGAGACUAUGGGAAGGUUCCCUCACCGCCUCCCUCCUUGCAGGGAAAACAUUUGUUCAGUUUGGAGUAAAAAUGGUUCCAGGUUGGUCUUCCUGUGCUGAUCUAUGUACAUGCUUGGUUGAUACAUUUAUGAACAUUUAUUAUAUAUAUAAGACCUUAAAUAUUAUUAUUACAGAACCAUGUGUCUGAAAAAGUAUGGGAGAGCAAUCCCAAUGACCUAAAAUAUUCCUUGCAGGAAGGGAGGCAAAUGGGGAAAGCCUUCUCAUUGUCUUUUCACUGGGAAAUCCUGUCUUAAGGGAGUAUUUGAGUAUUUGUGUAGGAAUAGGGUGAGCCUGCAACCUGGACUCAGGAACUAAAGUAUUAACCAUCGCAAAAGAAUGGCCAGGCUGCCCAGGUAAUGCAAUCAGUGACCACUAUCAGGUAUCCUGGCAGGCAGGAGUUCUGUUGGAGACCGCCUCCUCCUGUGAUGUAUGUAUGACGUUUUGGGGGGUGGUCAUGGACUCCAGGGUGAGCGAUUUCAAAAGUCUAUAUAAAAGCUUGCACACCAUUGUUCUGGGUUCCUCCUUCCUCCUGCGUGUGGGGAGCAGGGACCCUGUUGCAACAGUUUAAUAAAGAUCAGGCUUACUAGCUGUUUUGCUUCUCGAUAUACUCUGGUUGGAGUCUGUUGUUUUCUCCUAACAAUAGGGAACCCACUUAAGGACUCUAUACAGGCUCUGGAAUACCCCAUAAGGGAAAGGGAGCAGUUUUUCUUAUAACAGCCUGUAAGCAGCUGAGGUCACAGAAACAUAACAUUGUAGGGUUGGAUGGGACUGUUAGGAUACUGCCGGGGAGACGGUGGGGGGCAUUUGGCAGGCCCCCAGCUGGCUCCAGCCACCAGCCAGAAGCCAGGCAAUCUCCAGUUCUCGGAACAGCAUCAAACAGCGACACAAGCCUCAGAGACGUUCAGAAGCUGAGCAUGCUCUAGUCAGCAGAGUGAGUAACUUCUCCCAACGGAAGUGGCGGACAGAGACAUGUGCAAGCAUUAUUUACAGGCGUUUAUUCCACAUAGUUCAGGAACAAAGGAAAAACAUGUCUGCUUCCCUUCGUGUCCAGCAAAACAGCAAUAUAGCAAAAGCAAUAUACAACGGAAGUUCCCAGCAGACUGUGCUGGAAAUAUUAACAGGCAUGUGACACACAACAGUCAUGCCUGUUCCUUUGAAGGUGGAACAGAAAUAUAUCCUAACAGGGACCCUGAGGGCCAUCUAGUCCAGCCCAUUGUAGCUCAAGAAUCCCUGGCAGGUGGCCAUCCAAUCUCUGCUUAAAGACCUCCAAGGAAGGACAGUCCGCCAGCUUCCGAGGGAGACCGUCCCACUGUUGAUCAGCAUUUGCAGGCAGUUAAUAAUAAUAAUAAUAAUAAUAAUAAUAAUAAUAAUAAUAAUUUAUUUAUACCCCACCCUUCUAGAUGGGCUUCCCCAGCCACUCUGGGCGGCUUCCAACAAAAUAUUCAAAUACAAUAGUGCGUCAAACAUUAAAAGCUUCCCUAAAGAGGCCUGCCAUCAGAUGUCUUCUAAAAGUCUGGUAGUUGUUGUUCUCUUUGACAUCUGGUGGGAGGGCGUUCCACAGGGCGGGCGCCACCACCGAGAAGGCCCUCUGCCUGGUUCCCUGUAACCUCACUUCUCGCAAUGAGGGAACCGCCAGAAGGCCCUUGGCGCUGGACCUCAGCGUCCGGGCAGAACGAUGGGGGUGGAGACGCUGCUUCAGAUAUACAGUACCUAAGGAUAUGCCUGCACACACAAACACAGUAACACAAAAGUGUGUGUGUGGAGAGGGAGAGAGAGGGAAACAAUCAGUCAACUUUGCUUAGUGCCCAUUUGCAAAACAAAUGCAUCCCCCGGGAUGUUCCGUCUUAAGCCUUUUAGCUUGCAGCAGCAUGAACGGUGCUAAUAAUAAUAAUAAUAAUAAUAAUAAUAAUAUUAUUAUUAUUAAUACCCCGCCCAUCUGGCUGGGUUUCCCCAGCUACUCUGGGUGGCUUCCAGCAAAAUAUUCAAAUGCAAUAAAAUACAAUGCUGGGGUGGGUUUGGAGCUCAGCAUCAAAAGGUGGCAGAAUUUGGAAACUGGAGGUGUGUAACGAUGUCAGUAAAUAAGCUGCAGCUGGAUGAUACCCAGAAAUUUCAAAAGGGAGGGAGGUUGGAUGGCAAAAAAAGGAUGUGGGUAGAGCUUUGGCAGCACAGAAAUAAUAGGAAAACAACCAUUUAGUGCUUAUCAGAGUGUCUCGUGUUUGACUAAGGUGUUGGGUGUGAAGCAGGGACCAGCCAGAGGUCUAAUAAAAGAUUCCAGGAAACAGGAAGGGGAAAGGAGAAACUUGACCCUGCCUAGCUGAACUGUGGAACUCCCUGCCACAGGAGGCAGUGAGGACCAAUUCAUGGAGUAGGAGAGGGCUGUCGAUGGCUGCUCGCCACAAUGGCUGUGCUCUGCCCAUCACGGUCAGAGGCAGCAACGCUGCUGAAUGCCAGUGUCUGGAAACUGCAGGAGGGGAGAGUUGCUCUUGGGUUCGGAUCCUGCUAAGGGGCAUUCAGUCAGCUGCUGUGAUGACAGGAGGCUGGACUAGGUGGACCGCUGGCCUGUUCCAGCAGGGACUUAUUAUGUUAUAGAUACAGGUAGGUAGCUGUGUUGGUCUGCCGUGGUCGAAACAAAAUAAAAAAAUUCCUUCCAGUAGCACCUUAAAGGUAAAGGGACCCCUGACCAUUAGGUCCAGUCGUGGCCGACUCUGGGGUUGUGGUGCUCAUCUCGCUUUAUUGGCCGAGGGAGCCGGCGUACAGCUUCCGGGUCAUGUGGCCAGCAGGACUAAGCUGCUUCUGGUGAACCAGAGCAGCGCACGGAAAUGCCAUUUACCUUCCCGCCAGAGCGGGACCUACUCAUCUACUUGCACCUUGAUGUGAGCUAGUCCUAGGCUCUGUGGUUUAACCCACAGCGUCACCCACAUCCCUUCAAAUUGCAAAGGGGAGUAGCACCUUAGAGACCAGCUAAGUUUGUUAUUGGUAUGAGCUUUCGUGUGCAUGUACACUUCUUCAGAUACAUGUUAUGAACGCCAUCUCAACUCCUCGAAAGAUUCCAUCAACAGUGUCUCCGAAAAUUUUUGCACAUCCCUUGGGAAGACAGGCAAUCUAAUGCCAGUGUACUGGAAGAAGCAAAGCUCACCAGUGUUGAAGCAAUGAUUCUUCAACAUCAACUUCGUUGGAGUGGUCAUGUUGUGCGGAUGCCUGAUGAUCAUCUUCCAAAGCAACUACUUGAAAAUUGAAAGUGUCAUGCUGGUGGUCAACAAAAGAGGUUUAAAGACACUCUCAAGGCAAAUCUUUAAAAAUGUAGUAUAAACACUGACAACUGGGAAACGCUGGCCUGCGAGUGCUCCAGUUGGAGAACAGCCUUGACCAAAGAUGUCCUGGGUUUUUAAGACACUCGAACUCAGGACGCAAGGGAGAAACAUGCUAAGAUAGGGACACUCGAACUUUGACGACACUCAAACUCAGGACAAAAGGGAGAAACAUGCUCACCAUGAUCAACUCUCACCCGAAAACCAAUAUCCCCACUGUCGAAGGAUGUGUGGCUCCAGAACUGGCCCCCACAGUUGCUUAUGGACUCAUUGUUAAAGUCAUGUUUAUGGAAGACGACGAUCUUCUUUGGCUAUGAGGGAUUUCCAAAGAAGAAACAAGAUUAUGUCAACCAUCAAAAAGGGACUGGAGUCACUGGGGCAAUCCAGCCAGAUGGGCAGGGUAUAAAUAGCGUUAUUAUUAGUAGUAGUAUUAGUGUUAGUUUUAUUACCACCACCACCACUGAUAAACCAGUAAUUCACUCGCUGUUGGAGGCUGCUUUAGAGGGGAAUGUUUGGCAGCUGACUUGGGAGGGGGUCCCCUCCCCCCUUUUAGCUCUCUCUAUAAGCCCUUUGCAUUUACUCAAAAAGUGUCCAGGGGAACACCAGCCUCUGAUGGGGCACAUCUCAGGUGUCUCUGUUUCCACCCCUUCCUCUUUCUCUGCUUAGAUCUCUUUCCCACCUUGUCUGCAGGUAGCCCCUCACCUGCUGCCGCCACCCUGCAGCCUCCGACCCCUGCCUCUUCCACCGCCGCAUCCUCAUGGAGACCAGUCCCGGGAGCGGCUUGGUGGGGGUCCUGAAUGGCCUGGCAGCUCAGCUGGGAGAGCCUGCAAUAGCAGACACGGUGAGUGCGUUUAUUCUACGCCAACCUCUUAAGGCAGCCUUCUCUCAGAAUAUCCCAAUACCCUCCCCAUUUGAAAUUUGUCAAGCCACUGGGAGCGAGUCUUUCAGUGGCGAUGUCUUAAAGUCCUUCGAUGCAUCAUGGAGUUCAUCUACAGAACUCCCUGCUGCAGGAGACAGUGAUGGACACCAACUUAGGUAAAGGUAAAGGGACCCCUGACCAUUACGUCCAGUCGUGGCCGAUUCUGGGGUUGCGACGCUCAUCUCGCUUUAUUGGCCGAGGGAGCCGGCGUACAGCUUCCGGGUCAUGUGGCCAGCAGGACUAAGCCGCAUCUGGCAAACCAUGCGCUGCUCUGGUUCGCCAGAAGCAGCUUAAUCAUCAUCAUCAUAAUAAUUUAUUAUUUAUACCCCACCCGUCUGGCUGAGUUUCCCCAGCCACUCUGGGCGGCUUCCAAUCAAGUGUUAAAAACAAUACAGCAUUAAAUAUUAAAAGCUUCCCUAAAUAGGGCUGCUUUCAGAUGUCUUUUAAAGAUAAGAUAGAUGCUUAUUUCCUUCACAUCUGAAGGGGGGCGUUCCACAGGGCGGGUGCCACCACCGAGAAGGCCCUCUGUCUGGUUCCCUGUAACCUCACUUCUUGCAAUGAGGCCACAUGACCCGGAAGCUGUACGCCAGCUCCCACGGCCAAUAAAGCGAGAUGAGUGCCACAACCCCAGAGUUGGCCACAACUGGACCUAACGGCCAGGGGUCCCUUUACCUUUAUUAUAUAUAUAAGACCUUACAUUUUUUAUUUCAGUGGUGACAGCCACUCCAUGGGGUGCCCUCAGGGGUCUCCUGGGGUCUGCACCCGCCCUGUCUGAUUCAGAGCGGUCUUUUUGCCUCUGCAAUGCCCUGAUUCAGCCAUUGGGUAAGGUUGAUUCCUGCCCUCCUUGUUCCUGAUGUAGAUCUUCAAAUCCCCCUUUUCCCCCUGGAGGGAGGUGCGGUGUUUUUUUGUGGUUCACCUCGGGUGCCCAAAUGUCUUGGGUCCGCCCUGCUCUCGCACUCCGAUCCUCCUUGCGGGUUCCCAUCAUGGGCAUCUGGCUGGCACAGUGAGGACUGCGAGACUAGAUGGGCCUGAUCCAGCUGGCUCUACUUAUGUGCUUAAAGAUCAAGUUUUGCUAAAAGGGAGGAUGCACAGUGUGUGGAUUUCAAACCAAAAAUAAUUUAGGGUGGUGGCAAUAAAUCAUAGAACUGUAGUGUUGGAAGGGACCCCUGGGGGUCAUCUAGUCCAACCCCCUGCAAGGCAGGAAUCUCAGCAUACAGCCCCCCACCCAAUUUGAAACCCUACUGAACCUUACUUAGCUUUGCAAUUGUGCUGGCAGUUUUAUAGCUGCACCAAACAGCCACUUCUUCUAUUGCUGCUUGAUGAAUUGCUUGCGUCACCCUUUGCAAUAACUGUUACUGACAUCUUUAUUAUUCUGUACAGUGAUAUUAUUCUUGAGCAGGCAUCCCCAAACUCGGCCCUCCAGCUGUUUUGGGACUACAAUUCCCAUCAUUCCUGACCACUGGUCCUGUUAGCUAGGGAUGAUGGGAGUUGCAGUCCCAAAACAGCUGGAGGGCCAAGUUUGGGGGUGCCUGUUCUUGAGAAUAAAUAGAAAUAUACAAAUGGAGGGGAAGAUGGCAUUUGAAUGCUUGAAGCAGGGUUUUGAGCUCUAAGGCCAACUCUAAGGCAAGUUUCUGCUCUAUAACCAACUCUUAGCAUUUGUUUUUAUCUUCUCUUCCAUUUUAUUUCUUAACUCCUUUUAGUGCUUCGCUUUGUUGUUUUAAUUUAUUGUUUUAUCUCAUUGUUUUAUUGUUCUAACUCCUCUAAACUGUGAGGCUGCCUGAAGCUGGGGUGGGCUGAGCACUUUGCUAGGCAGUGCCAAACGCAAGGUCGAGCCAAAGUUUACAAGAUACUAGUUAUAAAUUAAGGAAGAGAAACAUCUUGAUUAUCAGAACUGUUGAUGAGCGAGCCCAGGUGGCAGCUGCAGAGAGUCUCCAAAACGCCCCCUUCUGCUGGAUGGCACUCAUGCCAGACUCGUAAAUUCAAGUCCGCCACAUUUGGAGAUAAUUGAUUUCUGCAAACUGCCGGCGAAUAAUCAUAAUUAUUAUGGUACUUACUAGAAAGAACUGCAAAGAUCUGGGAAUCAUGCCAGAUUCGUUAAUCAGCUCCCCACAACCCCGAAGGAGACAGAGCAAAAUCACACAUUAUUUUCUCCAAAAGGAGGAGAGUAAGAGGGAGCUGAAUGAGACUGAAUGAGCUGAAUAAGGGAAGCGGGUGGCGCUGUGGGUUAAACCACAGAGCCUAGGGCUUGCCAAUCAGAAGGAAGGCGGUUCGAAUCCCCGCGACGGGGUGAGCUCCCGUUGCUCUGUACCUGCUCCUGCCAACCUAGCAGUUCGAAAGCACGUCAAAGUGCAAGUAGAUCAAUAGGUACCGCUCUGGCGGGAAGGUCAACGGCAUUUCCGUGCGGUGCUCUGGUUCGCCAGAAGUGGCUUAGUCAUGCUGGCCACGUGACCCAGAAGCUGUAUGCUGGCUCCCUUGGCCAAUAAAGCGAGAUGAGCACCGCAACCCCAGUGUCGGCCACGACUGGACCUAAUGGUCAGGGGUCCCUUUACCUUUAUCUUUAAGAGGGAACUGAAUGAGGCCCUUCCUCCUCCCCCCACUGUUCUGGAUUGGUCAACUCAUCUUAAAGGGCUCCAAAGAAAAGGCUAGUUUUUUUACUUUAUUAUGUCCGUGCUUGAGGUUGGAUGGGAUGAAUUCAAAAGCGGAGGGCAGAGAAAUCAGCAUGCCAAACUUCUGCCCUGCAGGGCUUGGAGGAGGACUUGGAAGAGGAGGGCCAGGUGAGGCGGCCAGUGGCCCAGUGGACCGUCUCGGAGGUCUGCUCCUGGCUGAGCCGAGGGUCCCUGGGGGCUCAGGGGAAGCCCCUCCUGGAAGCGGCACACAGCCACGCCAUCUCUGGAAAGGCCCUGCUGCGCCUGACGGACGAGACGCUGGAGCGCAUGGGGGUUGCGCCCUGGAGCUUGCGGCAGGAGCUGUUGCGCGAAGUCCUGCACCUCCGCAUUCAGCAGGAGAUGAAAGACUUGCUGGACAUUACAGGAGGUGAGGACGGGCACCCAAAGCAGGCGGGGAAUCGCACGGGUGCCCCAUAACUGUCCCCAUCUACUGGGUGCUGUCAAAGUCCCUACUGGGACUGGAAUGGAAGCAGAAUGUGUAGGGUUGGGGGUGGGGAGACCGAGGGCAUUGAUUUAUUUAAUAAAAUGUAUCCCUGUUAACGGAGAAAUCUGAGGGCUCCUUGGACAAAAACCAAGGCCACCAGCCAGGAAUACCAGAGCAAAACAGCAGCCAGGAGGCUUGGUCUUGAUUGAAGACUGUGGCGACAGGACUCCCACCUGCCACCAGGUGGAACAAGAUGCAAGCCCCUAACAAGAGAGAACCCAAACUUUUAUUAGCUGCUAAUCCCCAUGUUACACCCCCCAAACUACAUCACUCAUACAUCACGGUUACAUCAUGAAAGGGGAGGUCUGGUGGCAGUAAUCUGAGCAUCCUGGACCCUGCCCCAUGGUUCCCCUUGCCCUCCACCAAACACCCAUCAAGUGGAACAAAAGAGAUAUUUCCCUGUUUCCCAGCCAAGUUAAUCGCACCCUUUUGUCUUCAUCUGGGUUUGUUAUUUCUGGUUUUCCCAGUGAGCCAGUACAUAGAUGCAUUUAUCAGUGAAUUCUUACAUUUGGUAUUGUGCGGCAGAGGCCCUUUGAAUAGACAGGAAGAAACUGUGAUGAAGUGUUUUGUGGGGACAAAUCACAAAAGUCACAAAAGCGACUGUGCUAAUUUUGGCAGUGGGCUGCAUGUCCAUGACAUCUGCUGGAGGGGCAACACCCCCCCAACCUAUACAUAAAUUCCUGCAACAACCCCCACAUAAUAAAUUUUAAUUUAAGUUUUAACGUUAUAAGGGGAAAAUUACAGAAGGAAAAAUAAUAAAGAAAACACACACACACACACACAGAGGAUACCAGGGGACUAAAGAAAGCAUUUUGCAGCAUCAGUGCAGACAUGGAACAUGAAUUCUGCAGAAUAUUGCUCGAGCUUAACAAAUAAGCAUUUGGAAAGGAAAAUUCUGCAGUGAUUACCAGUACAUACACUGAAUGCAAGGUGGAUCCAACAGAAACAUUAAUCUUAAUUCCCUUGCUUUUGUAUCAUGUGUGCAACCGUAAGAAUAGAGCUGUAAUGAAACGUGGUAAGAUAAAAUAAAAUAUAAAAGCAUGGGUGUGUAAUAAAAUUUAUACACUGUUAGAUUAUUUGAAAAGACCCUCAAAGCGGCUUACAAAACAGACAAAACAAUGAAAUGAUCAAUUAGAAAGAUUAACACUUUGGAAAGUUUAAAUAACAAUAGGCUACAAAGAGGUUAAAACUCGCAUCAACUUUCUAAGCAUCUGGAUAGGCAGAUGUUUUAUUUAGUGGGUGCCGAAAAGAGGUGCUGUCAGUCUGAGUUCUUAAAAUGUGGAGUGGGUGUUCAUCGCACCUGUAGCAGUGCCAGUUCCGCCGAUGGAAGUGUUUUAAUAAACGGUCUUGCAAUAUUUCUGAAGGAAACUAAACAACCCCUUCUCCGUUCUUCCACACACAGCGUGAUCGAGGGAGGCCCGCUGUCAAGUGAGCUGCUCUGUCUGGGAUGCAAAAAAAGGAACACGCUUUGGUGCCAGCCUUUGGCUGCAACUGGACCUCCGAGCUGGACGGUGGAGCCCAAAGCCCAGUGCCAGGCCAGGCUUCAAGAACUGCAGAAUCGAAGGAGCUGCUUUGGGGUUUGGACUCGGCAGUUUGCAGCCCCGGGGGCAAAGGCUUUCGUGGCAGAAUGUGGGUUUUCUCGGGGAAGGGGCUGCCCCCCAUGCCUGUAGCCUCCUAGGGGCCUCCUGCAAACAUCUGGUCAGAGGAGGAUGGCCCACUCUUCGUAGGUGUGGGGAAGGGUUGCACCCCAGCAGUGGAAGUUAUGUUGCUAGGCAUGCAGAAGGCAAGAGGCUCAACAUCUGGGAGCUGCAGGCUGGGGGGGGAUCCCUGCAGAGAUCCUGCCAGUCAAAGAGGGCCAUACUGAGUUAGGUGGACCAGGCGUCUGACUGAUUUGCUGAGACGUAAAGCUACGAAACUGUCGUUUGAGAAAGUAUUUUUCAUUUUGAAUUCGACAGGACUUGCUUCCCGGAAGCCCAGUACAGUGGUACCUCGGGUUACAGACGCUUCAGGUUAUAGACACUUCAGGUUACAGACUCCGCUAACCCAGAAAUAGUACCUCGGGUUAAGAACUUUGCUUCAGGAUGAGAACAGAAAUCGUGCUCCCGUGCCACGGCAGCAGCAGGAGGCUCCAUUAGCUAAAGUGGUGCUUCAGGUUAAGAACAGUUUCAGGUUAAGAACGGACCUCUGGAACGAACUAAGUACUUAACCUGAGGUACCACUGUAUGAUGCUACAAAUAAAACAGAUACAUAACCUAUUUCCUGCUCUGCAAAAUUAAAUCAACUUUUAUUACAGUGCACCAUACAAAAACAUUACUUUAGUACAUGGGUAGGCAAACUAAGGCCCGGGGGCCGGAUCCGGCCCAAUCGCCUUCUAAAUCCAGCCCACGGACGGUCCGGGAAUCAGCGUGUUUUUACAUGAGUAGAAUGUGUUUUUAUUUAAAAUGCAUAUCUGGGUUAUUUGUGGGGCAUAGGAAUUCAUUAAUUUUUUAGUCCACCCCCCC